AUGUUGAUUAUGGUGCUCAGUGAUCAUUGGUUCACCCGAGCUUUCACGGACUCUGUGGAGAUCAAGUCAGGGAACAGCCGAGGUCUCCAGACGGAGCGGGCUCCGGGAGGCAGCGAGUGGAACCUUCGGCUUAGAACGCGGACCGCGGGCCUGAGCCUCUGCGGGCGCCACGUCCUCCGGGAGCCUGUUUCCCUACCCCUGGUUCGGGGGGGACACCCACCUCGGGGCUGCGGGGAGAAGCCUACUGAGCGCGGGCCCACCACCCCUCAGCCGCCACACGGCGAGGGCGAGGCGGCGAGAAGGGCGCGCCAGGCAAGGACCCUCCCCCACGCCCCGGCCAGGGCCGGAGCUCCGCUACCAUUCCGGAAAUGCCUGAGGAAAGCCAGAGUCUUCCGCUUUCUCAAGCAGCUAGCAACCCACUGCUCACCCGCUGUGCCGCUGCAGCUCUCGCUCCGGCCUUGCUCUCCCGGUGGCCACUCGCGAACGCACUUCCGGCUCUGUCCGCUUGUGGCGUUCCCUCAUCUGCUCUCCGAUGUCGACACUUCGAUGUCUGCAAGUUCCGCGGCUGGUUGUGGCUCUCAGCCAAUGCUGCAUCAGCCACCAUCAGCCUCUUCCUCCCUUGGAGCCACCGUCCGUCUCACCUGUACCCUGAGCAGAAACCUUAACAUCCGUGUUUACAGCAUUUACUGGUACCAGCAGAGGCCAGGCCACCCUCCCAGGUUCCUGCUGAGCUAUUUCUCACACUUAGACAAGCACCAGGGUCCCAAGGUGCCCCCUCGCUUCUCUGGAUCCAAAGACAUGGCCAGGAACCUGGGGUAUCUGAGCAUCUCUGAACUGCAGGCUGAGGACGAGGCUGUGUAUUACUGCGCUGUGGGGCCCCGGAGCCAGGAAAAGAAGAAAGGAAUGGAAAGACUGUGGAGAGGAGAAAAGUAGCUUACAGAUUCUGGAUCCCAGGCUCUAGAGACGAGACAUUCAGACCCUGAAGUGAAGACUGAGUUUGCUUUGCUAGCCUAGGCUGGUAGAGGGAGGCGGGGUAGAGCAUGGGGCUUUGCCGAGCCAAGGAGGGAGAUGGAGCCAUCCAGCAGUGUUGUAUUGCAGUGUUUCAGUGACCCCCAUCGGAGGUUGGAUUAUAGAAUUAAAGCUGUUUUUCUGAUA
This is a messenger RNA of Meriones unguiculatus (Mongolian gerbil), 1155 nucleotides long. RefSeq names its product V-set pre-B cell surrogate light chain 1 (gene Vpreb1). The coding region runs from base 1 to 933 and encodes 310 amino acids. The record is from RefSeq and is a predicted model, not a curated record. The transcript has 3 exons. Gene Ontology annotation, biological process: immunoglobulin production; immune response. Lineage: Eukaryota; Metazoa; Chordata; Mammalia; Rodentia; Muridae.